Messenger RNA from Acanthochromis polyacanthus (spiny chromis), 2940 nucleotides. RefSeq names its product olfactory receptor 52D1-like. The coding region runs from base 998 to 1939 and encodes 313 amino acids. Gene Ontology annotation, biological process: G protein-coupled receptor signaling pathway. The transcript has a single exon. NCBI's taxonomy places the organism in Eukaryota, Metazoa, Chordata, Actinopteri, Pomacentridae. The record is from RefSeq and is a predicted model, not a curated record. Gene Ontology annotation, molecular function: olfactory receptor activity; G protein-coupled receptor activity. Gene Ontology annotation, cellular component: membrane.
CCUUCCUUGUGCUGUCUCCGUGUUUUUCAGGUUUUAAACCCAACAAUGACUAAAUGUACUGAGUUGCCACUAUGUGAUUAACUCUUAAGCUAUUUGUGUUAACAAGCAAUUGAACAGGUGUACCUAAUAAAAUGACCUGUGAGUGUAUGCAUAUAAUACAGUGUUGUGAUAAUAUAGUGGAAGCAAAUGCCGAAACGGCUGUAGAAAUAGGACCCAGGAAAUACAAACAUCUUCAAAUAAUUAUCAUCCAAAAAGUAAGAGUAGGUGUAAAUGUCUAUUCCAUGCUGUAACUAACAGCAACCGCCUGAAUUCUAAGUUCCGGCAAAGAUUUUACAUUCAGCUCUGAUCUGACGAGCACAACUGCAGGACCAAGAAAAAGACACGACUGUGUGUUCAGCUGAUGUGCAACAGAUAUGAGUGAAACUCUGAGGACUGGGAAUAUUUAAGCUGCACUGUGCGGCUACAUUAUUGUGAAAUAUGUUGAGUAUAAUGUAGAUGAGAUUCAAAUACCCGACCUUAAAGGACAACAUGAUGCAAAAGUGAAAUUAAACUGGAAGUGAAAUAACCAUGAAUCAAUCUCUCUAAGUGCUCGUAGUGUUACUGUGUGACAUUAGUGUAAACUUGAAACUGUUAAAUGACAAUGCCAAGGUACAUAAAGCUAUUUGCUAAAGAACACUGAGAUUUCCCAUUUUCUGGCCGUGCUUACUUUGGCAUCAUACAUUAAUAUUCCCACAAACUACAUCAACUUCAACUAAUCUGCAAAUUACACUCUUCAGAAAAUUGUUGCUUUUAAUCUCAAUGUCGUCAUUAGCAAAGGAAGUUAUUGACACUGAGGAUCGCUCCACAACUGGGAACUGGAAGAUUUGACAUGAAAUUAUUGUUGUGUAGGGAACACCACAUGACCUCAUCUCAGAGGAGAAGAAAAGUAAAGGUAUAAAAGCAGCUCAGUGCAGUAAACCUUACUGAAUGUCAACUCUUUUGAUGCAUCUGUGUCAGCAUGAAAAAUUUCUCAAAAGUGACAUCUUUUUAUCUGACUGAAUACUAUGGACUGGAAGACCUGAAGGCGGUUUACUUCUGCAUUUUCAUGGUUAUAUAUGUUGCCAUCAUUGCUGAAAAUGUUGUAUUAAUUGGAGUCAUUUAUCGUGAGAAAAGCCUGCAUGAGCCAAUGUAUGUGCUGCUGUGUAACCUGGCUGUGAACAGCUUGUACGGAGGCACCGUCUUGCUGCCGGCGCUGCUGGUCAACCUGCUGUCACAGACACAUGAGAUAUCUCUGUAUUUCUGCCAGACUCAGGUCUAUGCUAUACACACAUAUGCAAUCACUGAAUUCACUAUUCUAGCAGUGAUGAGCUAUGACAGAUAUGUGGCCAUUUGUCAUCCCCUGUCUUAUCAUACAAUCAUGUCACAGAGAGUUGUUAAACUCAUUGUUCUCAUGUGGCUCUACCCCAUGCUGGCAUUUCUCAUUGUUUUAUUUUUCACUCUUCAGCUGCCAUACUGUGGGAGAACCAUAGAAAAGUUGUACUGUAUAAACUACUUACUGGUAAGACUUGCAUGCACAGACACUUUUAUUGCAAACAUUGUUGGUUUAUUAACUGUAGCUCUGUAUACAGCUCCGCAGCUGGUCAUGAUCUUUUACUCAUAUGGACACAUCCUGAGAAUAUGUUAUUUGUCAUUCAGUAAAUCUAAAUUCAAAGCCCUGCGGACCAGCACCCCUCACCUACUAGCAAUACUUAACUACUCUUUUGGGUGCUUUUUUGAAAUAGCACAAGGUCGAUUUGACAGUAGUCACCUGUCUUACCAAACCAAGUUGUUUUUGUCCCUGUACUUUCUGAUAUUCCCUCCCCUCCUUAAUCCAGUGAUCUAUGGUUUGAGUAUUGGACUCAUCAGGGCGCGACUCUUUAGUCUGCUCAGCAGAAAAAGCAGGCAAGUUCAAAUGAUGUAGCCAAGCUGUGAUGUUGCUGUGCAGUAAGAGUGUGUCUUGCAUGGUGCUGUGAAGCCCCUGAGAACACAUGACAAGCAGAAUGUCCUGUUUCCUCGCGUUGUUUAAUCACAUUUGCGCUCUCAUUUACUUUAACUAGACCAGCCGGUGCCGAGGAAAACAGCUGAAUUCAUGUCAUGCCACAGUGAAUUCCUGGUGACUUUCAGCCUCUUUGUUUGUUCCGCCUCCCGUAACCAGAUCACAGAGCAGAAAUGAUGUGCUUAUUUUUUAUCUGUGGGACUUUUACACACAGCUGUUAACAUAGUUACUAAAACUGUUCAAUGUCAAACAGUAAAAUAGAAGAGGGAAAUGUGAAAAUUUGAUUCAAGAAUAUGUGAUACACAUGAUGUGAAGUAUGACUGCUGUUUGUAUUAUUUGGACCAGUCAAUAAAAAUCUACUGUUUUGUGUUUAAAUCUGAAUUUGUAGGGCAGUGAUUUCUUUCAGUGUAUGUCAUCCUCUUUGAAUUUUGCAUAGAUUUAUACACUCUCUUCCUGUUCAUUAAAUACUUUGGAUGCCACAGUGAGCUGAAAACACAAAUUCAUUUUCACCUAAGCUCUAUUAUGUGCUUGGUUUUGCAAUAACUGAAAUCUUAUAUAUGUAAUUUAAAAGAGAAAAUUCUAAUCUGCAGAAAUCCUGUGCAUAAUUUACAACAGUAACUAAAGCACAAAUAUUGAUAGAUUGAUAUUUUCCUCACCAUCAACACAUUCAUAAGGGUGAUUAAAAAACAAAUAAUUUAGAUUUGUUGAUAUAAACUAAAGAAUUAGAUGUUUGCAUUACAUGUGAAACAAAUGAUUAAACAGAUUAAUUUAUUUGACAGUGACUGUGCGCAGUCACAUCAUACGGCUGAUGAUGCAAUGGUUUGCAUGCAGUUGAAAUAAUAAUCUUUCACACAAACAAUGAAAAGCAAAUAUACAAAUGCACUUAAUUAUGUGUGCUGAUACAAUAGCAACAUUAUUACUGUGUA